Macadamia integrifolia is the source of this 824-nucleotide messenger RNA. RefSeq lists its product as uncharacterized. Bases 98 to 721 code for a protein of 207 amino acids. The record is from RefSeq and is a predicted model, not a curated record. The transcript is spliced from 2 exons. NCBI's taxonomy places the organism in Eukaryota, Viridiplantae, Streptophyta, Magnoliopsida, Proteales, Proteaceae.
UACAAAUAUUUUAUAAAUGCAUGAACAUAGCUAGUACAUUUCUCUAUCUUUCUGAUGCCAUCAAAGCCCGCAUAGAACUUAAUUUCUAUUGACCAUCAUGUGCAAGAACAAUAUCUCCAACAUAUGUUUACUUUGUUGUGAAGAACCUAAAGAUCUCUCCAAACUAUGCAGGUUCUUUGCUUCACUGCUGAAGGAUGCGCUUUCUCACUGCCAUAAUUUUCCUGGGAGGCAUUCUACUGCAAGGCCAGAAGAAGAGUAUUUGUCCAGUGACAUCGAUGAGGAUCUACAAGUAACAGUUCUGGAAAUCCAUAGUCGCGCAAUGGAAGCGCAGCGAAGGCGUGUUAGCCGCUCGGAUAGCCAACGCUGGGUUUUGCCUACACGAAUGGAAGAAUUUUUAUUCAAUUCAAAGGAAGUAGAAGAUACUAAAGAUGAGGAGAAAGAGAUGGUGGAGUCAUUUUACUCGGUUGGGACAUGCUUCUCUCGGUGUUCGAGUGCAAGUAGCAGGGAUGUUUUCUUCUCUGUUGGAAGUUGCUUAUCACUUUGUUCAUCAAGCACGAAAGGGAUUAAUUUUGAUGAUGAUCGGAAGAGGCGAUCCAUAAUUCAGGAGCUCUGUCGUCACUGCCAAGGAUGGCCAUUUGGUCUAUGUCGAAAGGCCCUUCUGCUUCCACCUCUGCCUAGAUGUCCCUCAGAAUCAUGGUUAUGGCGUAAAGGCAAUCACUGAAUAAAUAGUUAAGAUAAGAUACUUAAAUUAAACACAGCCUGUUAGACUAUUGUCAGCUUAUAAAUCCUACUAUGGUGAAUAUAUGAAAUGAGGUGUUUGCUUU